Molecule: messenger RNA, 1853 nt
Organism: Daucus carota subsp. sativus
Lineage: Eukaryota; Viridiplantae; Streptophyta; Magnoliopsida; Apiales; Apiaceae
Product: calcium and calcium/calmodulin-dependent serine/threonine-protein kinase
Exons: 7
Coding region: 187-1734 (515 amino acids)
Biological process (GO): intracellular signal transduction; peptidyl-serine phosphorylation; protein autophosphorylation
Cellular component (GO): cytoplasm; nucleus
Molecular function (GO): calmodulin binding; calcium ion binding; calcium/calmodulin-dependent protein kinase activity
Source: RefSeq, a predicted model, not a curated record
GCUUCAUCAUUCAUGACUUACAUUUGUUUAUCAUGUGGCAGCUAUAAUAUAUACUCUCACUAGAUGUUCAUCAGGCUAAUGUCAUACUUAAAGUCUUUUAUUCCUAAUCAUUGACCAACUUGUUAGCUUAAGUUCCAUACCUUUCUUCAACUCAAGGAAUCUCAUCCCUUGUGCUAGUUUGGUAUCAUGGGACAAGAAACCAAAACACUUUCCGAUGAAUAUGAAGUGACAAAUAUAUUGGGGAGAGGUGGAUUCUCCGUUGUGAGAAAAGGGAAAAAAAGGUCGACAGCUGAUUCAGAACACAGCCAUGUAGCCAUCAAGACACUGAGAAGGAUGAAAUCGUCAGAUUCAUCAGGACAGAUGCAACUAAAGAAUCGAGCCUUUCCUUCCUUCAAACAAGUUUCUGUCUCUGACGCAUUGCUGACGAAUGAGAUCCUGGUGAUGAGGAAAAUUGUGGAAGAUGUUUUGCCUCAUCCAAAUGUUAUCCAGUUAUAUGAUGUAUGCGAAGACUUUACUGGAGUUCACUUAAUACUUGAGCUUUGCUCUGGUGGUGAGUUAUUUGACAGGAUUGUGGCUCAGUCAAAGUACAGUGAGGUCGAAGCUGCAGCUGUGGUUCGCCAAAUUGCAGGUGGAUUAGCUGCGCUUCAUCAAGCCAAUAUAAUCCAUAGGGAUUUGAAGCCUGAAAAUUGCUUGUUCUUGAAUGAUUCUAAAGACUCUCCCUUGAAAAUCAUGGACUUUGGGUUGAGCUCCGUGGAAGAAUUUACCGACCCUGUUGUUGGUUUGUUUGGCUCCAUUGAUUAUGUUUCACCAGAGGCUCUUUCACAAGGAAAAAUCUCUUCUAGAAGCGAUAUGUGGUCACUUGGUGUGAUUUUAUAUAUCCUUCUCUCAGGAUAUCCUCCUUUCAUUGCACAAUCAAAUCGUCAGAAGCAACAAAUGAUAAUGGCGGGGGAGUUUAGCUUUUAUGAAAAGACAUGGAAAAACAUUUCAUCGUCAGCCAAGGAUUUAAUUUCUAGUCUAUUAGCAGUUGAUCCUCAACGAAGACCAAAUGCAGAAGAGGUUCUUCAGCACUCAUGGGUCAUUGGAGAUUCAGCCAAUGAGGGAGAAAUUGAUCCAGAGAUUGUUACACGGCUGCAUAGGUUCAAUGCACGACGCAAGUUGCGUGCAGCUGCAAUAGCUAGCAUGUGGAGCAGCACCAUUUUUUUGAGGACAAAAAGGCUAAAAACUUUAGUAGGUACAUAUGAUCUUAAGCCUGACGAACUUGAGAAUCUCAACAUACAUUUCAGGAAAAUAUGUGCAGACGGCGAAAAUGCCACACUAUCCGAAUUUGAGAAGGUUCUGAAAGCUAUGAAAAUGUCAUCACUGAUUCCUCUGGCACCUCGUAUAUUUGAUCUAUUUGACAACAACCGCGAUGGUACUGUAGACAUGAGGGAGAUACUUUGUGGAUUUUCUAGCUUAAGGAACUCUCAGGGAGAUGAUGCACUCCGUCUUUGCUUUCAGAUGUAUGAUACAGAUGGAUCAGGUUGCAUUAGUAAAGACGAAGUAGCAUCGAUGCUGAGAGCUUUGCCUGAUGAAUGCCUACCUGCAGAUAUCACAGACCCCGGAAAGCUUGACGAAAUAUUUGAUCUAAUGGAUGCUAACAAUGAUGGAAAAGUAAGUUUUGAUGAGUUUAAAGCAGCAAUGCAAAGAGACAGUUGUUUGCAGGACGUAGUUUUAUCUUCCCUCCGUCCGACAUAGUCAUGGUGUGUUGUCAUUUUGUAAUGCGUCAUUUUCUCAACACUCAUAAGCUCAGGUUCAUUUAAUUGCAAACAAUAUUGGAGAAUGAUAAGCAGCAUUCGAGCUUUCUCUUUGGCCAA